Messenger RNA from Sporothrix brasiliensis 5110, 1200 nucleotides. Its product is annotated as alpha-ketoglutarate dependent xanthine dioxygenase. Lineage: Eukaryota; Fungi; Ascomycota; Sordariomycetes; Ophiostomatales; Ophiostomataceae. The record is from RefSeq and is a predicted model, not a curated record. Gene Ontology annotation, molecular function: oxidoreductase activity. The transcript is spliced from 2 exons. Bases 1 to 1200 code for a protein of 399 amino acids.
AUGUCGCCGAGUGCUCUCAGACCCGAGCCGGGGUUCACGGUGGUGCCGAUGAAGAAAACGGGCGACGACAAGACCAACUUUGGCGCCGUGGUUGACGGCCUGGACUUGAACGACAUCAGCGAUGACGACGUCCAGGCGCUGUCGGACGCCAUUUGGACGCACAAGGUGGUGGUCGUCAGGGGCCAGCAGGACCUCCAUCCGCAGAAGCAGUGGGAUCUGGUGACGCGCUUCGACCCGGACGCGCCGCCGGUGCACUCGCACGGCGACAUGAAGACAUUCGAGGCCAACGGCGGCCUGCUGGUGCGCGGGCGGUACGUGGCGGCGCUGCCGGGCGUCGAGAACAUCCGGAUUGUCGGCAAGGGCUACCAGGGCGCGGACCACUACGGCCUCAAGGACCUGACAAUCACCAAGGACCGGCUGCACGCGUGGCACAGCGUCAAGCUGGCCGACGAGGCGUUUGCGGCCGGCCACACGCGGUUCCAGCGGUGGCACAUUGACGCGCCGCUGUACGACCGCGACCCGGCGUGGUUCACGACGCUGCGGUGCGUCAAGCGGCCAACGGUGACGGCAACGGCGCCGGCCCUGACGGUGCACUGGGACGACGGCAGCGGGCAGACCAAGGCCGUGCAGCCGGGCCUGACGGCCUUCUUCAGCAACGUGCAGACGUACGCGAUGCUCACGCCCGAGGAAAAGGCGCUGGCCGACCACUCGUGGGUCGAGUACGCGCCGCACCCCUACACGUGGCUGGGCGACGCCGAGUCCAACCCGACAGGGCUCGGCAUUGCGGGGUCGGGCAAGGAGCUGCCGCUGGACCAGCUGCCGGCGUACGAGGACAGCAAGGUCAAGCGCUACCCCAUGGUGUGGGUGAAUCCCGUGACGGGCGAGCGGGCGUUUAUGGUGCACAGCAUCUGCGUGCGGCGGCUCUUUCUGCGCAAGUCGCAGGACGAGGCGGCCGUGUGCGUCGAGGACCUCGGCACGGUGCGCGCGUGGCUGCGGGCGAUCCAGGAGCGCGUGCUCCAGCCCGCGUACGUCAUGGUGCCCGAGCUCGAGGAGGGCGACAUUGUCAUGUGGGCCAACUACCAGAUGUUCCACUCCGCCAUCGACUACCCGGACGAGAUGGGCCCGCGCACAAUGCACCAGGCCAACAUUGGCGCCAGCAUUGGCCCGACGGGGCCGUUCCCUUUGCCCGCGGCAGCAUGA